AUGGCGCAGCACGGCACCGCCGGAUCUUCUUUGGGAACAUAUGGAGACGAAAACUUGACAUGUUCCACUUUGGCUGCUAGGUACUUGUCAUCAUUAUCGACGGAUAAAGAAGCCGGCAAUGCAAGUCGGCUAUCCUGCCUGGGUUCGGAUAGGAAGCGCGGGAUCGACGACGAGCUGUCCUUUGAUUUUGAUGGCGAUCUGCGCUUCCUCUCCUCAUUGUAUACAACGCCCAGGACGCCUUCGGCGGACAAUCCCAUAUGCCUCUCGCCGCCGUCCGAUCCGCUUUCUUCGCCGCCGGGGUCGAUCUGUGCUGCUAACCAGGGAUCGUCCAAAGGGGAUGAUACUGAGGGGUUCUGUAGCGGCAGGCUUGCGUACGCAAACAAGGUGUCAAAACGCCAAGCGCAGAACCGCGAAGCGCAACGCCGCUUUCGCGAACGCCGCGAGCAAGAACGUGCCCAUCUGCUAGGCCUGCUACAGAAGCUAGGCGCGGAAAACAAACAAAUCACUAAUAAUCUCAACCAAAUGCAAGAGAAAUAUAUCACGCUAGAGGCACGUGCAAAGCAGCUGCAGACAGAGGGGGAAAUCCUACGCCGUUGGCGCCAAGAGAUCAUGUGCUCUAUGGCCGGGCUCGUCCAACACCCGAAUCUCGCGGACGAGGUGCUGGAGGCUGUGGCGAGUAGUUGCUCGUAUGAUUGCUGGCGCAGGGGGAUCCAGCGCACCAGAGCGUUUAUUGUGAUGCAAACGCUUGCGUCGCUUUUUGCGGGGGUUGAGGACGGCAACUUGAGUCUGACGGUUGAUGGUGGCAAUGGUGGUGAGGGUGCGUCGGGGGAGUUGAAUAAUAUAGAGGUGAACGCAUCACAUACAGAGAACUAGCUAGUCUUUUGAUAUUUUUUUCGAUCUUACUUAGCCCUUUUAGCCUU
Molecule: messenger RNA, 920 nt
Organism: Aspergillus calidoustus
Lineage: Eukaryota; Fungi; Ascomycota; Eurotiomycetes; Eurotiales; Aspergillaceae
Source: the annotation of a GenBank genome assembly